This is a messenger RNA of Scophthalmus maximus (turbot), 3962 nucleotides long. It is a transcript of the gene rest, whose product is annotated as RE1-silencing transcription factor. The record is from RefSeq and is a predicted model, not a curated record. Gene Ontology annotation, cellular component: nucleus. Lineage: Eukaryota; Metazoa; Chordata; Actinopteri; Pleuronectiformes; Scophthalmidae. Gene Ontology annotation, biological process: regulation of gene expression. The transcript has 6 exons. The coding region runs from base 225 to 3227 and encodes 1000 amino acids.
CGACGUGAUGACGUCACGCCUGUACGUCAGCACGUCGCUGUGGAGGAAUGUGCAGAAACUUCGUCCCCACUUUUCUCUUCGCGUUGUUCGUCGAAGGAAACAAACCUCGGGUCGGAGAAAGUCUCGGAACUCGAACAAAGUUGUGAUCGGACGAGUCGAAACGUUCUGUGACUCUUCAGUGAAGCUCCGCCUCCUCGUCUGCAGAUUCCCGUCCCUGAACCAACAUGGCCGCUCAGUUCUCAGUGGACAUGUUUCCCGUGGGCGUGUCUCUGAUGGAGGACGGUCAGAGUCUGAGCGACAUGCCGAGGAACACGCUGCCCGCCCCUCAGCUGGUGAUGCUGGCCAACGUGGCGGCCGUGGCGGCGGGAGAGGGCGGUGGCGGCUGUGACGGCAGCACGGCUGACGAGAAGGAGAUGAUGGAGCUGAAGACGGUGGGAUGCAGCUACUCGGACAGCGAGGACGAGAGCGUCAUCAGGUACAGCUACGACAACCAGAACCACAGAGAGGUCUGCAUCGUGGAGUAUCCAGAGUCUCCGAGCCCCGUCGAUGCCGUGGUUGUCAAUGGUAACGAUGUGGGGACGGAAGAGGAGGUCGAGGGAGACAAAGCUGAAGACCUCUCCGGCCGCCCUCGGCUCCGCCCCCCCACCAGCACCAAAAUACCUCAGCAGGUCCCCGAAUGUAAAGACGGUUCGGCCGGCGUGACGGAGGGCGUGAAGAAGAAGAAACCUUUCCACUGUAAACCGUGUCACUUCCAGGCCCAGAACGAGCAGGAGUUUGUAGAACAUCUGGGGACACACAGCAUCAGCAAGAUGAUGGUGGUGAACCGGGUGGAGGGGCGCAGCAAGACCAGGACCAAGGAGGCCGAAACACCCGAGUCCCAGCCGCCGCCAGGGGGCGAGAGGGACGGCAGCGAGGAGGCCGCAGCAGGAGACAUCAAAGGGCUGAUCAGGUGUGAACGGUGCGGAUACAACACCAACAGAUACGACCACUACAUCGCCCACCUGAAGCACCAUAGCAAGGAGGGGGAAGACCACAGGGUGUUCAAGUGCACUCUGUGUCCGUACACCACCGUCAGUCAGUACCACUGGAGGAAACACCUGAGGAAUCACUUCCCCAGCAAACUGCACACCUGCAGCCAGUGUUCCUACUUCUCCGACCGCAAGAGCAACUACAUCCAGCACAUCCGGACGCACACAGGUGUCCGUCCCUUCCAGUGUCUGUACUGCGACUACUCCAGCUCACAGAAGACCCACCUGACCCGACACAUGAGGACUCACUCAGGGGAGCGUCCGUUCAAGUGUGAGAGCUGCAAUUACCUGGCAGCCAAUCAGCACGAGGUGACCCGCCACGCCCGGCAGGUCCACAACGGGCCCAAACCGCUCUCCUGCCCCUACUGCGACUACAAGACGGCCGACCGCAGCAACUUCAAGAAGCACGUGGAACUCCACCUCAACCCCCGACAAUUCCUCUGUCCACUCUGCAAGUACGCCGCCUCCAAGAAGUGCAACCUGCAGUACCACAUCAAGUCCCGGCACUCGGGGUGCAACGUCUCCGUGGACGUCUCCAAAGUCAAACUACGCGUCAAGAAGCCCGGUCCUGACGGCGCAGAAGAAACCUCAGACACCAGAGUGAGCAAGUUUGACAACUCCUCCAGCGCGGAGGACGAUUUUGACAUGGACGAAGAGGACGAGGAGGAGGAGGUGGUGGACUCGAGCCCAAUCAACCUGUCCAUCAGAAAGAGCAGCAGGCCCAACAUCGCCCAACCGCUGCAGAGUGAAACUCCAGACAAGGCUCAGAGGAAAUCCAACGUCCAUUCUGAGAAAGAGAAACUGUCAAAGGCAAAGGAUAAGAUGGAACCAGAGAGAAAAGUCUCAACACGGCAGAAGAAGACAGAGAAGGUCAACGAGAACUCCGCUGUUAAAGAAACUCGGACAGAGACGACAGCUGCAGGAAUUACAGACGGGAAGGUGAAGAGACGAGUGAAGAAGCUGCUGGCAGUGAAACCAACUGUCCAGGACCAAGCAGAAGAACCCGUAUCCCCAAAAGAGCAAGCGAAGACGGAGAAAUCUGACCAAACAAGAUCCAAACAGGAAAGAACAGUGAGGCAGAAGGUGGCGAAAGAGGAAGAGAAGUCGAAGCCUGAGAAGGAAAUGGAACCGCAGGAGAACAAAAGCCUCAGCAAGCUCAGGAAGUCGGCAUCAAAGAAGUCAGAGAAAACUACAGAACAGGUGGAAGAAACUCAACAGAAACCAGAGAGUCAUGAUAGAAACCAAAAGGAAAAGGUGGUUAAACAAAAGGCUGCAAAGAGGAAAGCAGGGGAGGCGUUAGAUCUCUCCAGAUCAUCUGAGACGCCGUUCAAGGUCCGGCGAAUGAAGGCUGCUGAGAAGCUGAAGCCAAAACCUGCUUCAGACGAAGACAACAAGGCCGCUGACGUCAAGUCCAACAGGACGACACCAGUCAGGCAGAAGACGACCAGGAACUCCAACAAGAAAGUCUCAGGCCUUCAGCUGCCUGGGGGUCCAGCUGCAGACAAGACGUCGGCCAGCGGUCGGUCCACCGAGGCUCCAGGAGACGAGACGUCGGCCAGCGGUCGGUCCACCGAGGGUCCAGGAGACGAGACUUCGGCCAGCGGUCGGUCCAACGAGGCUCCAGGAGACGAGACGUCGGCCAGCGGUCGGUCCACCGAGGCUCCAGGAGACGAGACGUCGGCCAGCGGUCGGUCCACUGAGGCUCCAGGAGAUGAGCGGAUGCUCACCACGAACCCAGAGCCAAAGGAAACACCCACUGAUGAGACGAGAUCGACUCUGGACAGACCCUCAGAGAAGACAGAAGGUUCCCCCCCCUGUAACUCUCCGACUGAGGACCGUCCUGCUCCGACCUUCCUCAAACCCACGUCGCCGCCUUCUCUGGUGCUUCCCACCCAGAGAAUCAAACCCGCUGACCCCGAGGACGACGAGGGGAUUCACAGCAGCCACGAAGGGGGAAGUGAUAUCAGCGACAGCGCCUCCGAAGGCAGCGACGACUCUGGCCUCAACGGCGCCAGGUCAGGGAAGAUGCCCAACGACCCCGAAACGCCCACCGACGAGAUCCCGACACCGACGGAGCUCAAGAGUCACAUGUGCAUCUUUUGUGACCGCACGUUCCCCCUGGAGGUGGAGUACCGCCGGCACCUGAACCGGCACCUGGUCAACGUCUACUACAUGAGCGACACCAGAGGACAGAAGUGAUGCCGCUCAGAAACGUCAUUCAGAACGUUGGGAUUCUGUUGCCCCGAAGAAACCGGGUCGGGUUUCCGACGGCCGGGAUCGACAGUUACAAAACUCACUGUACGUAUCGUCGUCAGGGUCAGAGGUCAAACCCAGAGAGCAAACUGGAGACAAAAUUAUUUUUGUUUCGUCAAAGUCAGUUGCAGAUUUUCAUUGUUUUUUUAAAUUGUUUGCAUCUUCAUGAACUUGAUCUUUGGAAAAAACAAACAACACGAGUCUCCAGGAUGACAUCAUCAUGAUGACGUCAUCAUAAUGACGUCAAGUCAAGCUAAGACUCUGAUCUGGUUCACAAAGACUUUGCGUCGGGACCCUGGUUCAGGUGUCGGAGCGUGACCUCGGAGGUCGGGGUGUGACCUCAGAGGUCAGAACCGGUCUUCAGUUUCCACCCUGCUGCUCGUAACGUUGGAUUCUGUUGAUCAGACCUGACGAGUCACAUGAUCUCUUCUCACGUCGACUUAACUUCCAAUACAUUUUUUUUUAAACUAUAUCGAUCUGCUCGUUGUAUCAUGAUGUGUAGAAAUCAGAACCUUUAGUCCAAAUAUUAUUUUCCAUUUUAAAACCGUCAGUGCCUUUGACAAUCAUCAGCUGUUUCCAUGACAACACACAGGAAGUGGUUUGUGAAGUAAAAGUGAAUUUUUUGUUCAGUUUCUUGUUUAAUAUCAAAGUGAAGAAAAAGAAUAAAGUCGUGUAAAUGCA